AUGUCACAUACAGGCACUGAAGAAUUUCAUUUAGAGGAAAUAAACCUCACGAUGUCCAUAUCUAGAACACUGUUGGCUUUAUCUCCUGUAUCUUUAGAUCUUGUCCAAGCCAAUCAGCGCUAUGUGGAGAUUGCAGAACAAACCAAGUCUAUGACAUGUACCUUCAAGCCUUACACAGAUGAAUGCAAGUACCGUGAAUGGUUAUGGGAUUGUAGUAAACUGAACUUAGAGGCAGUUCCUCAAAACAUCCCAGAAAUAUUCAGAGAUAAGAACUUUGCUAUGGACCUUUCCAGGAAUAGUUUUACCAGUAUAUCCUCUGAAACAUUUUCUGGGAUCGAUGAGAAUUUCUUAAAAAACGUAACAGCUCUCUAUCUCCAAUUCAACAAUCUUAGAAUUGUCAAAAAAUCUGCUUUUGAAUAUCUAGGGAAUUUGUGUGUUCUUGAUCUUUCUAACUGCAAAUUGGGAAAUUCUUCUCUGGCAUAUCAAUCUUUUGCUAAUCUAACUAAGCUAAAGAUUUUGCGUAUGCAUCACAAUGAAUUUAAACAUCUGGGAUAUCCAGAUAUUGCGAUUUCCAGAAUACUGUCAUUGGAAAGUUUGACAAUAGGGGUUUUCGAAGGGUUUCAUUUUUGUGACCCGUUUGAAAAGCUUACACAAUUGACAAGUUUGAAUUUGGUUACAGAAAAUUCAAAAUUUCGCUUAACAAAUACCACUUUUGCUGGUUUGUCCAGGUCUCCUAUACAUUACCUUAGUUUACAAUUCCAGCCCAAGGGAUUUUGUGAUGUGAGUGAAGAAAUCUUUUGCUCAUUUCCUGUUUUGAAGGGUGUGCAUAUCCAAUUCGGGGGAAUGUGUGAUUUGAACGUUGUCUUACUGUCCUUAAAGUGUCUUCAAAAUCGGACAAUGGAUUACAUUGUUGCCAUUGGAAAUAUACCAAUUUACCCAGUGAGGGAAGUUUUUCUAAAUAAGAGAAAUUGUAAAUAUUUGUUCUCUAUAUGCGUCAAGAAAGUAAAGCUUAGUAGUAACCGGAUAGCGGGAAUUUCAGAAAACCCCCUAAAGACACGAAUGGGUCAAUGCAUAGAGUAUUUUGACAUAUCUCAUAAUAGAAUUGGUUAUAUCAAACCUGUCAUUUCGUUUGAUUUUCUUAACCGAUAUCCAAAUCUUCAGCUAUCAAAUAAUUUUUUCCAUAUUCCUCCAUCAUUUUCCAUUGACAUAACUGUAACUGGUGAACGUUUAAAAGAAAUAAACGUAUCAAACACAAAUCUCCCUUGCAAACAUAUAGCUCCGAUACACACAUCUUCUUUAGAAAUUCUUGAUAUUUCCAAUAACGGGUGUGGUGAAAUGAAGCUCGGAGUCUUACAGUUCGCUACAAAACUGGAAAAAAUAUCUGCAAGUAAUGCAGAACUUAAUUUUUCCAAUACAUUCAAAAUAGAAAAACUUUUCAUUGGGCUUAAAAGACUGAAAGAUGCGGAUUUAAGCCAUAAUUCUAUAUCUCACUUACCGAAUACUGUGUUUCAAGAUCAAAAGCUUUCUCUUUCAACUUUGAAUCUUGAUAAAAAUGAAUUGUCAAACAUCCCUGUAUCACAUUUACAAAAGCUGUUGCACUUGCAAAUACGUUUUAAUAAAAUAUCCGUUUUAGCAAAAUCAGAUAUCGAAAACUUAUCAACAUUCCAUAAGGAUCUAAAAAUUCUCAUCGAAGGAAACCCAAUAAGCUGUGAGUGUGCGCAUAUUUCUUCUCUGAAAUGGAUGAGAGGAAAUCAACACAUAUUUGGAGAUUUGAAAAGCACCCAAUGUAUUGACAGAUUAGUUUCAAUGGCAGAAUUGUUUCAGGAAAAAGCAUUUAUUGAGUUUGAAAAGAAAUGUCAAGUAAACAUAUGGCUAUCAUGUUCUUCCUUUUUGUUAGUACUUCUGCUCCUCUCAAUACUGACAGCAGCACUUUUGAGAAAAUAUCGAGUCCAUAUUGAUUAUGUCAUUCUGCGUUUGCGUGGUCGAUGGAAAGGUGUUAUUCAUGUGGUUAAUGCAAAAACCUUCCGAUUUGAUGCUUUUGUGUCAUACGCAGAAGAGGACUAUCAAUUAGCCUGUACAACUCUGUAUCGAGAGUUGGUCCAUUUAGGCUUCCAAAUUAGCUUACCAGAUAAAGACUUUAUCCCAGGUAUAUCAAAAGCUGAGCAACUCUUGCAGUACAUCGAUGAUAGCCGGAAAGUUAUAAUUCUUGUUACCGAAAACUUCCUGAUGAGUGGAUGGGAUUCCUACGCCAUUCAGAUGGUAGUGACUCAUGCCUUUCAUAAUCACAGACAAAAGUCGAUAAUAGUGAUCAUUAAAGAUGGUAUUCCUAUUGAGAGAAUCCCAAAGGACCUGAGAUACAUAUGGUGGUCUAUCAUAAGUAUUCGAUGGCCAGAAAAUGGAGGAAAUAUGAUAUCAUUUUGGGAAGAAUUAUCUACAUCUUUGAACUUGGAUUAA
Saccostrea echinata is the source of this 2454-nucleotide messenger RNA. Its product is annotated as toll-like receptor 2. The record is from RefSeq and is a predicted model, not a curated record. The transcript is spliced from 3 exons. The coding region runs from base 1 to 2454 and encodes 817 amino acids. Lineage: Eukaryota; Metazoa; Mollusca; Bivalvia; Ostreida; Ostreidae. Gene Ontology annotation, biological process: immune response; toll-like receptor signaling pathway. Gene Ontology annotation, cellular component: membrane. Gene Ontology annotation, molecular function: transmembrane signaling receptor activity; protein binding.